AUGGGCCGUGCUCCUCACCUAAGUUGCCCCACGCAGACACACACAGCAGGAUUGAACAUUAUGCCAGCAGGUUAUAAACAGGCCACAGCACUGGACUCCCACACUCCUGGCAGCUCUGCCCAAAGAGCUGCAGAGCUGGACACUCACAUCCAUUUCCACAGAGCCUGCAAAGUGUGUAUGGUACUGUGUGUGUGCGCUGUGUGCUGUCUCCUGUGUGGGGGACUCAGGGAUGAAGAUCAGUACCUCCUGCGUCACUCCAGCCCAGCCCUGGACCAUGACUCACCCUGCGGACAGCAUAUGCUGCUGGCUCACCUGGAGCACCAGGACAAGGAGCAGCUCCAGCGCACCCUGGCCCGCCUGGAGAAUGAGAACAGGGUGCUGCAGGGCGAGUACAGGCGGCUCAAGUGGAAACACGAAGAGGCAGCGUCAGUUCCCAUGCUGACAGAGGCUGGAGAGGGCGGUCCAGGUUCACCCACAGCGGGAGGGCAGCAGGAUGAGGAGCUCCUGGCCGAGGCACGCGUUCUGCGGCAACACAAGACACGCCUGGAGACCCGCAUGCAGAUCCUGGAGGACCACAACAAACAGCUGGAGUCCCAGCUGCGCAGGCUCAGGGAGCUACUGCUACAGCCCAAAGAUGAUUCAGAGGCCAACGGAUCAGAACCAUCAACCCUGUCUUCCCCUGUGUCUGGAGGAGGCCACCACGGGGAGCCAGCCAGCAGAGAGACCACUGACACUGAGGCAGCAGGAGAUGAUAUGGAGCACGAGCAGGACACGGUCCUGCAGCUCCAGGAAGUCAUCGAGCAGCUGAGAAACGUCUUCCCUUCAGAACCGGGCACCACCUCACACAUCUAACCCUGAGUGGGCCUGGAGGAGCAAAGUGAAAGCCUGAAAGGACACCUGAUAGCAGCGGGAGGAGCUCCAUACAGCUGAGGUCAGGCCACAAUACACCAGGCCCUGUGACCACUGCAGUAGCUAUGAUACCCAGAGCUAACCCUCCACUGAAACUUUGUGCACUAAAAGCCUAUUUCAUGCAAACUGCUGAAGGCUCACGCUGAUGUCUGUUUGGCCAGGCUGUGCUCGAUAACUUCAGUGGCGCAGCCUGUUAACGAGCCAAAGGAAACUAACGUUAGCAGCAGGUCAGGGAGAGACUAAAGUAAAGGAAAAUGCCCAGCCAAGACACUGUGCUUACCAGUAUCUGUGUAGUCGUUCGGAGGUGUGAAGCUUUAUAUCAGUCCACAGCACAAAAUGGACCCUAUGGAUUCUAUGAAAGGAACUUUAAAAAAUACAAAGAAGAAUAAGAAGGAUAUCCCCUUGUUUUGUCCAAAUGCCUGUAUCUUCAGUGUGUCUUUUUUUUUCUCCUUGAAUGUGUUAUCAUGGUUAUUUUUGUUUUUUGAAAGGAGGUGGUGUGUUAAAGCUCGCUUGUGUAAACUAGGGCUGGGCUGACUGCAUUUCAUGUGGCUGCAUGGUGAAGAUUGUCAGGGAGUUGACAGCACCCACAACGAGCUUAUUUACUUUGUGAGAAUGACACAUCAUCAGUUAAAUCCAUGAUUUAUUUAAGACAGCCAAAGUGCCCGCUAGCACAGCGCCUCUGUAUGCGCACACUGUUUUCCUCUAAUCCUCUCAAACUGCUUGUCGCUCUCAUUGCUCGCCUCUUCUAAGUGAGCCCUUUACGCUCAUAGAGAACCACUCGCACUCACUGUACGCACACACAUGUAUGCUGCUGCUACAUCAAUGCUCCCUAUUUAUAAUGCACCCUUCCCUCAUUGUGCACAAAUACCCUCCUUGCAUGAUCAAUAAUAUGUCCUGUGCUGUAUCACUAAAAAUACAGACUACAGACAGUACACUUUCAUUAAAAACGGAGAUCCAUUUCAUCUCCUUAGCUCGCGGGAUUCAGACAAGCUAUCAGUUUUGAGCCAAUUUGUAUUGUGACUGACGCUGGGGUUUUGUUGAGGAAGUUUCUGCCGAUAAACAUCAGCAUGCAGGUGUCCGCUCUGGGAUCUUAGUGCUCUCCCGCUGUGCGCAGAGAAAGAGAAGGAAAGAGCUCCAGGCAAUGUGCUGCCAGGCUGAAGCUCUCUCCCUCUCUCUCGUCAAGGCCAAUUCCAGACACUACAGGGGGCUACAAGGCACACCACCAUAGUGUGAUCCUACACUGACUUCAUCCUUAAUAAUCCCUCCUCUCCAUGUAGAUUUGAAAAGGAAAGUAGCUAUUGACUAUACAUGCCUCAUUUUCCCUUGCUAAUGCGAACUUAAUUGCUUUCAGAUUUACAAAAAGACAAGUGCUUGAAAUGGCUUUGGCCUCAUCACAUCAGGGUCAUAGAGUCUGUUCUGUUCUAAGCAUAGCACAGUCAUUUAAUGCCUUAAAUCCAAACUGAAUCCAUAUAAAACAAGAGUUUGUCUUUCUAGACUUUUUGUAUUGUUGUUGUGCUUUUACAUUCAGGGAAGGGAGAUUGCAUCAGUAGUGUGUAUUUGUGUGUCAGUGUCAGUCCCUGGACAGACCAGUGGUUCAUUUCUAGUAACAUGAAGCAUAGAAAAGCGUGGAUCACAGCGCGUGAGCAUCCACGUGUUGAAGCCAGUUAAACAGGGCUUUUAUGAGUGAACCCGUGAUACCAGGGGAUGCUUGGAGGGACUAAAGAUCUGAGAGACAAGAGGACAGGUGGAAAAAAAAAAAACCAAUCCAUUUAUUGCUCAAGGGCUGGUGAGAGAGAUCCACUUUGAUGUGCCUGCCACGGCAAAAUCUCCAGAAGCAGGACAAGAGGUUGCCUGAAACAAGUAAGCUCUGGCUGUUUUUCAGCAGUCAUACCGCCUCAUUCACACAGAACAGGCAGAGAUAUACAAGUUUAAGUUUAUACUUUAUUGAUCCCUCCUGGGGAAAUAAUUUUUUACCCAAAUUAUUUUACGGGCGGCACAGUGGUGCAGUGGUUAGCACUGUCGCCUCACAGCAAGAGGGUUCCAGGUUCGAACCCCUCUUC
This is a messenger RNA of Toxotes jaculatrix (banded archerfish), 2969 nucleotides long. RefSeq names its product dystrophin-related protein 2-like. The transcript is spliced from 8 exons. Gene Ontology annotation, cellular component: plasma membrane. Gene Ontology annotation, biological process: synaptic signaling. The record is from RefSeq and is a predicted model, not a curated record. The coding region runs from base 1 to 852 and encodes 283 amino acids. Lineage: Eukaryota; Metazoa; Chordata; Actinopteri; Toxotidae.